This is a messenger RNA of Spirometra erinaceieuropaei, 11444 nucleotides long. NCBI's taxonomy places the organism in Eukaryota, Metazoa, Platyhelminthes, Cestoda, Diphyllobothriidea, Diphyllobothriidae. The record is from the annotation of a GenBank genome assembly.
AUGGACGACGAGCGUCUACCCAAGCGGCUGUUCUACGGCGACGUUGGUACAGGUGGCCGCGGACGGGGCGAAAAAAAGCGCCGCUACAGGGACACCUUGAAACCUCGCGCAAACAUAUGUAAAUCAAUCCGGAGACCUGGGAGGACCUCGCUGAAUAUUGAUGGAUACGGCGCACUGCUGUAAAGAUUUGACUUGCCAUCUCCGAAGCCUACGGAAUAACUGGUGGUAGGGCAAAGAGUCUAACCAAACUCAAGGGCUGCGGGACAUUGACGACAGCACUCGAAUCCUACCAUCAAGUUCAAGCUGUCAGUGGAUGUUUCCAGCACAAAUCGGUCUAUUUGAAGUCCUGCGGACCCAGUGCAAUGCCAAAAUGAGCACCACAGCUUCCGCCAUCUGUAUCACCACAAAAAUGGCGUCUCUACCGACCUACACAGCUACAGUUGCUACCAACAAUUUGAACUCAAUUUCCAACCUGCCAUCACGCAUAGGCCUGAUCGGUCACUUACGAGCCCCUCAGACAUACAUCGGCGGGCCCGUACCUGUAGCGCGGACAUACACUCGUCACACAUCCGUCCUCCGUUUACAGUGCCCCUGGGCACUCAUACAGCGCAUAGGUCUAAAUGAUCUAAAUGUUUGUCCAUCACAGCAAGCACGCGACCUACUUCGUCGUCGUCGACGUGACGGGCGCAACAAGGCGCGUUAGAACGUGCAUAACUCACAUAAAAGGGGAGCCUAUUCUUUGAUGCAUCCAAGUUGGGUGGGCACACGUAGCCGGGCAUCUUAGCUCUGUUAAGCACUGCGUUGGAGUUCGCAUUCAGUCGCCCUGACACUGCAUUGCUAUCAGUGCCUGAUUCGUGGGCGAAGAGGGAGUGUGGUAGGUGCUGCGCAAGUCUAAUGACACUGUACAUUUAUUCACGCUCAAGGCACAGGUGCCGUUCUCACUCCGUGGGACAAGCGGUAGAAGCCACAGCUUUUCACGGUCAAACUCGCAUUGCUUAAAGAAGAAAUUGAGAAUAGACCGCUAAAUGUUUGUCUGAUGUCGUAAUGCCAUUUGGAGGGUUCCACGGCGAAGUUUGGCUCUGCAGUCCCACUUGAUUGAUCCCAUAUGGCAAGCUUGAUAAACCAAUUUUAGUUAACAUACUUAACUUAGUCACUCGCUGGACUAAGAAGGGAAAAAGAGCUCAAGUAGAGCGCAAAGCAUGCGCAGGGAAGCGAGUGAAGGUGGAAUGUACAUAUUCUCCCCCCGACACAGCGACUGGCUGGAUUAAGAAGAUAUGGGGGCGCAAUCGCAACUGGUAGGCCACGGAGGGAACCGCGUGGUAAUUCGCAGUGCAUGGCCCCUGUAGUGGAACCGACGUCGUUCCACGCCGUCCGAAUUCUUCCAUUAGCAGGUCUACUUGGCCACUCGCUGGAUUAAGAUGGUAAAGAGAGCACAAGCAGGGCUCGAAGCACGCGCAGGGAAGCGCGUGUGAACUGAUACCUGAAGUUGCCGACGCUGGCGUAUAAGCUCUCCUCCCCUCGUGGCACAGUAGCACCCUGGAUUAAAAUGGUAAGGAAGAUGCAGAUACGUAAUACGUGUAUAGUCACCGAGCUCGUAUCCACCAAUUUUUUUUAGAAAGCUAAGCGAGCAGUAUCACUCAGGCGGGGCUACAGGAUAAAACCUCGCCCUAUUCCCUUGUCCUAGCUCUUAACCCUAAUUCGAAAAUUAACUCUCUUAAGCCCAGCACUGGCCCUACUCUAGCCCGCCCCUCUCCCGAAUUUAGCAAAAAGGCACCUGUCGUUCUGUAGGUAUUUUCCGCCGUGUCCUACUAGCAGAGGAGGAGAGGUGGGACUGCGACUGAUGUUCCCUAGGACGGGGGCGAUAAAAUGACGUGGAUAGCCUGCUGCCGCGACGUCUCAAGGUGUUAGGUUUGAAAGCCAGAAGUAAACCUCACACGACCAUUUUUGUCUCCAAAACCGUCCAAUCAGCCGCAGCAGCCCACAGCAUAAGGUGGACGGAGUUGAGGGUCUUCGAGCGCCGAGCUCGACGUUAUUUAAUGACUGCCUGUUCCUCCAUUAUUGUUUAAUGUUUCCAUAGGUUUCGUGUUCUUUUCCAGAAAUGAUGCAAACAACCUCGUUUGUGUUAUUUACUUUGAACUGCAGUCGCCUGUUCAAAGAAAAGUUCAAGGAAGAGAAUUUAGUUUUCACAUUGCUUUCUAGCUUUUUAUUGGAAUUUGAAACACUUUCAGUGUUUGUAGGCUGUUGAGAGUCUCGGCAUUAUUUAUGGGAGAAAACAUUUCACUGUUUUCAGAAAAACUGAAGCGAAUGAAAAAAGGUCAGCGCUCCUAAGUUAGAAAAUUUUAGAUAACAGACUAUUGCGUAAAUUAAAACGUUUACCCCCCAAGAAGACUUUAUCCCCUUCAUUUCUUAUACUCAUUUCAGUAAACAUAACUGGACUCAACCAGGAAUGGGAAAUCAGGGAAAUCUAGACAUUGCUUUUAGUGCUGCCCUUUUGGAAUAGGAUUAGAGUGGGCAAUGAAUAAAUCUCGAGUGAAACUGGCAUUUUGGCGCUCCAAUGGCAGGAGAAAAUAUUCUUACUUUGAAAAAGUCGGUCGGUAGAACGGUUUUUUAAAUGUCACUAACUGCAGUCGACAGAAUUAGUGUAUGUGCGUGUGUUUCCUGUGUAGAGUGCGCCAAUCUACAAGAGGCCUCUUUCGUACAACAUUCCUGAUAACCUGAAGCUUGAGUUUUUUAAUUAACGUAAACUGCGUCAGGCAGAAUGUGAGUAACCAGACUAUUUUCGAAAAUCCUUAUGUAUUUUUGAGCUUAAAGAUUGUUUCAUGCAAAUCUAUGUCUUCCUAAACUUUUAAGCACGGACGUCUCAGUGCAGGUGUUUUUUGUUUUACUGAACCUCCAGCUCUUGUGCGUACACUGAUUUUCCAUAAUUAAUCGUGAAAUCAUUAAUUACGUCGCAACCAAUUUAGCUUUCACAUGCAAGUUUAAGUGUCUCUUAUGAUGUUUACGUUCGCAGACUGCAACACCUUGAAACGGAAAGGACAUUCAUCAUUUAAGACUCAAUUUACUGUUUUUUUAAUAACUCAUUACUGUAUUUGCGACUGCUCAAUGAGGCCUGCGCCAAACAAAACGGGAUGAAAACGGCUGCAGAACAAACAUGAAAGUGAUGUUUUGCGUUUGCGGUGUAAGAUCGUUUGUGUCAGGCAGGUUAGUGUAUACACGGAGGAUUUUAUCCAACAUUUGAUUUUCUUCUGACCAUAAUACUGAAAAGGCGAAAAGUAAGGAAACUCAACUCACAAAUGUCGCAGCAAUACGCCUUGUAGGCGAAGUCCUGCGUGGAAACAUUUCCAUAUUUAAUCCAAAGCAUAUCGUCGUAAACCUUCGUUGUGGUUACAUGCUCUUGUCAAUUCGCAAACACGAUUAAAAUCGUCGUCCGCAUGACAACAACCGUCUAAAAAUUGUUUUACUUUGGAAGUUUUAAUGACAUCAACCUACAGAGACCAUCACAGAUCCAUAAAUUAUUCCCGGAAAGGUCAAGAUUUACUUGAAUCCCUAAGGUCUUAACCGUCACCAGAAAGAACACAGUAAUUUUGUGGAGGAAAAAUCCCCUCAUAAACAGAAACUAAUUGCUUAUGGCCGCUAUGGUAGACUAUACUGUGAUACUUUGCUCUGUGACUAACCUCUCGACGCGUGACCUUAUAAAAUGUUUACUGCUGCAACCUCUCUACCCGAGAAAUCAAACAGAGUAAUCGUUUUGCUCUGGCCAGCUGCACAUCCAGCAGUGGAAAAGUGAGGCACUUUGUCUUCAAUCCUUAAACAUUAAGCAGUCGAUUAACCGUCUCGUUGGGUUUUGCGCGCAUGUUUGAAGGAGACUUUGCUAGAGACUAACCAAAAAUUCCGUUAAACGCCACAGACAAUACAUUCUUCUGGCCAACCAGUUGUUUACGCAGGCAGGAUUACGUAUUUUUGCAAAUUAUACUCGGUCAGUUAAGAUGAAUCUUUGCGUUUUCGGUAUUUCCGCCUUCACCACAAAAAACGUCACUUCUGACUAGCAUACUACCACUGUUGAUGCCUUUUAGCUGGAUAUGAUUCAUUACUGUCUGACUGUUUUGCUCGACGAAUGCCCAACAAGGCUUCAGUUUGGGUGUGGUAAAGGAUUUGCAGUAGACCACAAAAGCACAUUUGUCAAUUUACUUUGACUUCAUAAGUGGUUAGUUCAUUUUCACAGAUUUAACGCUGUUUAUAUUAGAGAAUAGCCUGAAGUAUAAUCUGGUUUAAUUCGUUUUGCACAGCACAGGAAAUUAUAUGGCGAAUCCUUGAAAUUCACUUUUUCUCUGGAAAUUGCGGCGAUUGAAACAAUAAUUUUUUUCAUUGUCCGCUUCCCUUCUAACCGGAUGUUAAUUAAGUCCCACAGCCCUGUUGCAAGUACAAAAGCCCGUUUCUGGAGCCUUCGCAAGCCCCUCCCUCGAAGCACACACACACAUUGCGUGCAGAACGGAAGGCUGUGGCAUGCACAGAUCUGUCCCAAUUUCGUGACUGGAUACAGACGGCUCUGUGUUGUGAUGGAAUCGAAGAUCUAAAGGCUGUGUAGGCGGCCACACAGCCACUUGCAAUCAGUGAUGGAGAGGCAUAGUUGACAGAAAUAGCGGGCUAUUUAAAUAACCAUUUCUGACUCACUGACCGUCAUGAGCCAGGGACAUUCCAACUGCGAGUUGCACACCCGAGGUUGAAAACCACUCCGUCGAGUAACGCUGACCUGCAUAUAAGCCGACUGAGAUUAAAAAAUUGCCGCUUACAUUGAGAUCGUAGUACAGGCAUCGAGUUAGAAAGCGCUAUCGACAGAUGACAGUUCGAGCGUUGAUUCUGACGGUACCCACGGUGUACCGUACAGCACGAUGGAUGCAGUGACGGUGACUUACAGCCGUAUUAGUUUAUAGUAGUGGCGCACUUGCGCGGCAUCUGCCGCACUCUCUGCUCCCUCACCGAGUCGGGUCCGACGUCAAGACGUAGUCAGGAAGAUCGGAGUGGGAAUCCGGCACAAGUGACUGGCACAGCGUGGGCCUGUCUCUAGGGUUUCCACUACGCCCUUCCACCCAUGCAUAGCAUUUGUUAUGGAUACGCACCCCCUAAUAAAGCCUGCCGUGCGCUAAUCUGACCCCUGUACUGGUUCAGAACAUCUACCGUGUAAUCCGUCGUAGAGGCAUAACCAACAAAUGCGGACAGCCGAAUCAUUGUUUUUGACUCACUAACUUCGAUACGAUACAUCUAACACCAGCGACAUAGGAUCCCAAUUUGCUUUAUUUGUGUGCAGUAUUGUCCACUUAGGCCGAAGAACGGUUAGAUCGCAGUUGGUAGCCAGGAAUGGGGAAGCGGGUGGCGACCCUAACCCUAAUCCUAAACUUAACCCUAACCUCAACCUUAAACGUUAACCGUUAACCCUAACGGCAACUCUAAACCCUAAACCUAAUCGAAAUCGUAAAAGUAACCGUAGCCCUUAGACAUAGCCGUAAAUGAAAAACCUAACAGUAAUACUAAAACCUAAUCAUACGCUCAAACCCUAACCGGUACCCAAAUACCUAAGCCUAAAGACUUAACCCUAACCCGAAAAUCCGAAAUCACUAGCCGGUACCCUAAUCCUAACCUCAAACGUACAACGAAAGCCAAAUGGGUCAGAUGUGAUUAUGGAGCCCCACAAAAAUAGUCUUAGUAAACAAACCCCCAGCCACUUGUAAUACGGGUCCUGGCUACCAACUGCGAUCUAUCCCGAAAAACAACUACAGCCUUCAUGGAAGGGCCCAAAUUGCACUUAUGUCAACGUUCAAUGAAACCUUUGAAGUUAGUAAUGAGCAAUACAGCAAAGACGGGUUUGGGCUUACUGUUCAAAAGGAAAUCCUAAUUUACAGAUCAAAUAACGAAUCCCUUUAACGCUUGGUCAACCUUUGAGGUUUGUGCUAAUGGCAUGCAGAAUAGGUAACGGAAUAGCAGAUUACGUUCACAAUUAUGUCCUCAAGUUGAGAAUUAAAAGUGCGAAAUUAUUAGCGGUUGUGCUAAGAAAAUCAGAACACAACAAAUAGUUAGUUAGUCCGUUCUUCAAGGUCGAAUUUCGGAGCGAAUUUCUCUAGGUGUUCAAGACAACUUACAGAGUAAAAAACAAUUCCAUUAAUGUGGUAUCUGUUUUACGUCUCUUUUGGAUAUUUAGAAAUACUUUACACAUUUUUAUAAGUAGGUCGACAAAUGGUUUGCCACAUAUGGUUUUUGUGAAGCAAACAUAAUAUAAUCGAAUUUUUUAGUUUAAAAAACGAAAUACCCUAUGUAAUGAAAUUCCCAGGUUAAGAAUGUUUGCAUAUUUGUAGGCAUAUGCUACUCGUUACAAGCUGAUUACUCUCCCCCGCAAAGCAUACAGUAGAUGUGCUAACGCAUGAAAUGUCAACCAAAAUUUCGAAAUGCGUUCUCAUUUCGAAAGGAUAAAUUAAGUAGUGUUGUAAAACUAAUCAUGAUGCAGCAUAAAUCUAUAAUGAUCUAGUUACCUCAGGGUGUCGGCUUUCGAAAGAACUUAUUUUCGGCUGCAUGCUCUGCAAAAAUGACUGCUUAAGUAGCAUGCAAUUUUCUCAUUGAUUUUUGAUGCCCUUGAAAAUUCAAUUAUAUUUCAUGGAAAACAUGCAUAAAAAUAUUCAUUCUUUUAUUAAUUCGGUAGACAAUCACGUCUUCUUCCACUUUUAUACUCAAAAAAGAGUAUAAUUCGGUUUUAAAAAAAUUUCUAAUCGUGAGAUUUUUUAAUACCGUUAAAUGGCCGUUCAUGAAACGUCGUGUAUCUGCAUUUACGAAUGUGACUUGUAAAGUUGGCAUUUUGCUCAAAUCCACUGCCUAAUUUUAUGAACCUCAUAUGGUCUCCUCUUUACACCGUAGAGAAAUGCAUGGUUAUCCCUACACGGAAAAUAUACAGCUUGUAGUUUUGAAACCCUGAAUGCAAGUGUAACAGCAGGUCGGGUUCAAAACUAUUUGGGAAUUAGAAAAGUUUUUUUUAAAACCGAAUUAUACUCUUUUUUUUGAGUAUAAAAGUGGAAGAAGACGUGAUUGUCUACCGAAUUAAUAAAAGAAUGAAUAUUUUUAUGCAUGUUUUCCAUGAAAUAUAAUUGAAUUUUCAAGGGCACGAAAACCAAUGAGAAAAUUGCAUGCUACUUAAGUAGUCGUUUUUUCAGAAUAUUGAUCUUGCAUGCAGUCGCAAAUAAGUUCUUUCAAAAGCCGACACCCUGAGGUAACUGGAUCAUUAUAGAUUAAUGAUUAGUUUUACAACACUACUCAAUUUAUCUUUUCGAAACGAGAACUCAUUUCGAAACCUUGGUUGACAUUUCAUGGGUUAGCACAUCUGCUGUAACAGUUGUUGGGUCUACGUUAAGGUAUUUUAUAAAAUUCGAGGACCCUUUGUAGCAGUGCAAAAAUCCUUACAGAGGUAACAUUAGAUCAAAUAGGCAAAGAAACAAAUGACUUAAUAAGUACAUGUAAAAGACAAGUAAAAUGUCCAAAAAUUCCGAGGCUAAAGUAGAGGCUAAAUGCGGUAACCAAAGUCCAUAACACGUUUAAAGACAACUUGUAAGCCGGGCAUUUUAUGUGACAACUCAAUGCGAUGCCAAGAGAUCUUCUCAUGCAGGACAGACUUCCGAGUUAUUUUAUUAACGAAAAACAGUAUAUUUGGGGUGUAAAUCUACAGAUUUUCAGUCUUCAACGACUCUCAGUGGAAAUGCUCAUUUUCAGCCAAGAUUGCACUAUUGAGCAUCCGUCUUUAUCAGCAGACAGUAUUCUACGGGAGAAAAGUUCGCAAGAAUAACCAUCAGCGAUUAAAAAGAUCAGUUUCUCCACGAAAAUCAGGCAAAAAAGCAGUAAAAACCACUUCGUUUACAUGAAGCCAACAGAAAUUUCAACAUAAAGGGGUUCGAUUUUAUAUUUUUGCAAUGCGGAGCUUUUGCCGGGUAUGGUAGUUCUGUUAGCCGAACUCUGAUUUUGGAACACUAAUUAUUUUUAUCUACAAACUAAUGUUUAGAAAAAGAUCAUGAAAAUGUCUCGAAUAUUUGAAAGAAGUAUCCAAUGCAUGAUUCAAGAUCUGUUUUAAGUGGCUUAGUUCCAGGUUACCAAUGGUGCAGAAACGAGGCUAUUCCCAUGUUAGUCGUUUACGAAGGACUUUACCAUUCAUAGGGUCGUUCUGUUGCAUGUUUAUGAUGAUGAAAAAGAAUACAGAAUUAAGACAACGCAUGGAAGAGACGGUUCCUUAAUACAGAGUCGACGCUUCUCUCUGGCGUGCAUGAAAAGAAUUAUUUUCACCCACGGGACGCAUACGUAGGAAGCUAUUGUCUAUUUUUUUUCUGGGUUCAGCUCCAGCGAAGGUGUGAACAACGUCGAUUUUCGUCUGUAAAAGAAAACAGCGUGUGCAUCAGCGUCAUGUUUGCGCUAAUGUUUCGUUGUGGAGACCUAUUUUUGUCAUAGAGUUUUGUUUUUAGUUUGCCUUGUAAUUAAGACUCAAAGCGUGGAAUACGAGAAGUACUUUUUCUAGAGAAACAAUCUGCACUGGUAAAUGAUUUUGCGAUCCGUCCUAGCAUACCAGCUUCGGCAACCACAGCAUACAGAUGGUGUCUUUUCGUGUGAUUGACUGGAGGUUGUAUUCAUCUAGGUUUGUUUUCGGUUUCUUCUCCACAAGGGUCAUUUUUAAAAAUCCAAAACUGCAUUUGCCUACGUCGAGUGUUUUUCCUUUCUUAAUAGCAGUCCUAUUUCAGUGGUUUGUUUUUCUAUUAAUAGGAUCCAGAUUCAGAUUUAUUUGUGGAUUUUAGCGACUUUCUUUAUGCCGCACCUGCUGGAGCACCACGUGUGCUGAACGUACUUAAAGUUUUUUUUAAAAAUGACAAUUAAGGAGAUAUUUCGCAUUUUAUCCAGGAAACCUAAUUGGUGUGCAUCAAGUAAGCACACAGUCCUUUCAAUUAAACCAGCGGGAAAAUCGAUAGAAUGGCAAUUUUCUGAGGUGUAUAAAUUUAAUCCAGAUUAUUUUUUGUUGUUUUCAACAUUGCAAUGUGAGUAAUCUUUUCCAGAUGGCAAGAAAUUUAGCCAUUAUCCUGCCGAGAGUCUGCAAGUUGCGACACCUUUUUAUAAUCAAACGAAGAAAAUUAUAAAUCGGCGAGCGAACUAAGGCAACUGAUUUAAAAGUUCUGUUUAAUCAGUCUGACACACGACCUGAAUUAUGCGGAGGUUAGGCCGUAAUGUGUGGGGAUAUAGGACAACUCCGGUGACUCUUCGCUGCCAAUCCCACCGAUGUCACCUUCUUAUACAAACAUCAAAGUUUUCUGUUUUGCUCUUCUCCGCCUGGAAAAUUAACGCAUGGGAUUGCUGGUGUCCUUAUACUGAUGUCAGUCCCAUCAAGCCUAUUGAAUAUCCAGCAUCGACUGUUUACAUUUGACCAGAUGUCCUCAUAGUUGGCAGCGUGCCUCUGCUUGGCAUACGUUGCGAUGCAACUUGUCCAUCGUGGCAGACUAUUUGGUUAUUACAUGAAAGGAGUCGUUUUGCCAUACUUACGCAAGAUAACGUGACUCAGGGCUAUCAGAAAGCGGCUAACAGAGCCUCAGCGCUGAGGAGAAUUUCGGCAUCCAAAAAGUAGGCGUUCGAACGCUUCUCUGGCACUCUGAUGUCCCUAUCUCCCCUAGCCUGCUUUAGGAAACAUUUAUCUUUUAUAAUUACAGACUACGCGAAGCGUUGGUCAUGCCAGUUCACAGCAAUCCCAAGAGAUGACCAGUCCAGAGGAGAGGAGGUACACCCUACAGGUUUGGAAGAAGAGAAUGUCGGUUAAUCCCUUAGGCCGGUAGACAUGACUGCCAUAACUCGGCGACGUGGCGGUGGCGGUGGCUGCAGUGAUUAUGUCGUCUGAUUCUCAACUAGGCUGCUUUGCUAUUGCGUUUGACUGGAUUUUCAUGGUCACACUGACACAUGACAAGCUCAAAUCGGACCGUACUCGUUUCCAUUAAUUCCACACGACGUACUCAAGUGCGACAUGUCUUAAACGGAGACCCACGUUGCGUCAUCAGCUGGGCUCAAUCUCGUCUCCAGUUGAAUUGCCCCUAAGGGGGAGGAGAGAGAGAGAGAGAGAGAGUGAAGUCGAGCUGGUUGAUACCUGGCGCACCGGAGACGAGCAAACGGAUUUUUGAACAGUGGUAACAUGCUAACAGCCAUGAGUUGGAAGUUUACCAGCCAAGAUCGCCAUCGAGGUCUGUUUUAUGUAGAUCUAGGAGCCAGGCCAUGUGAGAUGCGUAGACGGGCUGAGAAGACCUCUUGAUCAACUGGUUCACACCCGUCUCCGGUGGUCCUAACUCUGUCUCAACAUCGCAAUCUAGUGGAUGUGGGAUGGUGGGAGUGUAAUACACCGAAAUUCUGAUUCUGACCCGUUUCUGCCACUGUCUCUGAUAAUGGGCUCAUGUGCGAAUCCGAAACGUUGGACGAAUAAAGUCCUUGCUCCAGCGACCGCUUCUACGUCUUAUCAACCAGUUUUUGGAACUCAUAUCUCCGGUUAUAAACAUACAGUUUGUUAGUCCAUGAUGGCCUUAUCAACCGCGACAGUGGAAGCAUCCGUGGUUGUGCAGUAACCGAAAGAGUCCAACUGCUACCAGGGAUAGUAACAUGUUCGAAAGCAGGAAUGAUGUUGAAACUACUAAGAUCAAUGUCAGAAUCUAUGGAAGGGUUAACCGAAGUGACUGGUUGUAUACUGUGAAUUUUCAUCACAUCAACCUUGCAGUUUACGCAAAAAUCAGUUGUAUCUUUUUUAAUCUCAUGUUUUUCUUGUUAAGACAAAGUUCACGUUCGAUGACCUCCUCAGGUGAGGGGUUCUUUGGAGAAACUAUUUCACAACCUCCAACUUUUUCAGGUCGUGAUGAAAUACAGCCGUAUUAAAUUGAUGUCCUCAAUUGUCUGCGUUCACCGCUCCUGGAAAAAAUACCAAAUUGUGUAACGAAUGAGAGUUGGCGGUAAAUCUGGUACAAAUUUCAGUGAAUUCGUAAUUUUUUGUGGUUGGUUUAAAGAGCUCGCUUUUCGACCUAUUUAAAGGCAAACAACAUCUAUAACAGUUUUAGUAAUUUAAACUCAAUUUAGCACACUUAUACACAUUACUUUUAAACACCGGAAAAAGAAUAUGGACAGGAGUAUGAGGUAGAGGAGGAGGAGGAGGAGGAGGAGGAGGAGGAGGUGGAAAAAGGCAGCGAUAGGUUUUAUUGUCAGAUGAUGAUGAUGGUGGUGGUGGCGAUGAUGAUGAUGAUGAUGAUGAUGAUGAUGAUGAUGAUGAUGAUGAUGAUGAUGAUGAUGAUGAUGAUGAUGAUGAUGAUGAUGAUGAUGAUGAUGAUGAUGAUGAUGAUGAUGAUGAUGAUGAUGAUGAUGAUGAUGAUGAUGAUGAUGAUGAUGGGUUAGGAGUGGCGUCGACGACGUAA